Molecule: messenger RNA, 2696 nt
Organism: Vigna unguiculata (cowpea)
Lineage: Eukaryota; Viridiplantae; Streptophyta; Magnoliopsida; Fabales; Fabaceae
Product: DNA/RNA helicase protein
Biological process (GO): DNA repair
Cellular component (GO): nucleus
Molecular function (GO): ATP binding; ATP-dependent activity, acting on DNA; hydrolase activity, acting on acid anhydrides, in phosphorus-containing anhydrides
Source: RefSeq, a predicted model, not a curated record
GUGAAUGCAAAGUCCAAGAAGCCAAAAAGAAAACAUCAUGGAUUCGGGAGACGACGAGACAGGUUCAGCCUCCUCAUCGUCAGGCAAAUUCCUGCUCGGCUUUAUCGAGGCCAACAUCGUCGGCGUGCAGCACCAUCAUGGCACCAUCCGCGGCCGCGCCGUCGUCGUCCUCGACCGUGAGCCCGACAACAUUCACGACGCCAACGCCAUCAAAGUCAGCAACAUCCACGGCGACCCCGUCGGCUACAUUGAACGCGCCGUCGCAGCCGUCCUCACCCCUCUCAUCGACGACGAACUUAUCACCGUCGCAGCCAUCGUACCCGACGCCCGCAAAACCUACCGAAUCCUCUGCCAAAUCCACAUCUUCGCUCGCCUCCAAGACUUUGACGUCGUCAAAUGUGCCGUUUCCCGUGGCCCCUGCAGAUUCAUCACCGAAUCCGAGGCCGCCUUCACCCUCUCUGACUCCGCCGCCGUUAAGGCUACCAAGGCGCAGAAAAGGUUCAUGACCGUCGACGCCAUUUUCAACCUCGUGAACAGCAACCUUGCCGAUAAGAACCGCGCCAUCGAUAUCUUGGAGCCUCCCAAGAGCAUCAUCAGAGCCGAGCUUCUCCCUCACCAGAAGGAGGGUCUCGCGUGGCUCGUUCGUAGAGAAAACACCGAUGACUUGCCACCCUUCUGGGAAGAAAACCAUAGCAAGUUCGUAAAUAUUUUAACCGAUUAUCAGACCGAUAAAAGGCCUGACCCUUUGAGAGGUGGUAUCGUCGCCGAUGAGAUGGGGUUGGGAAAAACCUUAAUUAUGCUUUCUCUGAUUGCUUUUGAUAAAAGCCAAAUGGGUGUCUCUAGGAAUGGGAGAACUGACAGGAAGUGGGUUUCUGUAGGGAAGCGACGCAGGAAUGAAGUUGAGGGCUCCCAUGGAACCGGAGUGAGAACAAAUGGAACGUUAGUGGUGUGUCCUCCUUCUGUUAUGUCGGCAUGGAUAACGCAAUUGGAGGAUCACACUGUGCAUGGUGGACUGAAGACUUACAUGUAUUACGGAGAAAAAAGGACAAAGGACAUUGAAGAACUCAAGAAGUAUGAUUUGGUGUUGACUACUUACACGACUUUGUCGAAUGAACCGGACGAGAUGCCCGCGAAACAGAUGGAGUGGCGGAGAAUUAUAUUGGACGAAGCACACACAAUCAAGAAUUUCACUGCCAACCAAAGUAAGACGGUUUUCGGAUUGCAAGGUCAGUACAGAUGGGCAGUCACAGGAACACCAAUUCAAAGUGGUUGCAUUGAUUUGUACUCUUUCAUGGUCUUUUUGCGCUUUCAGCCGUUUUCGGAGCGAAGGUAUUGGAAUUUGUUGGUGCAACGCCCUCUUGCUCAGUGCUUAGAAACCGGGCUCACACGGUUGCAGGUGUUGAUGGAAGCAAUUGCUUUGCGAAGAACAAAAGAUAUGGCAUUGGUGUGUCUGCCACCUAAAACCGUUGAGAUUUGUUAUGUUGAACUUUCUGUGGAAGAACGCCAGUUGUAUGAUCGGGAGAAAGAGAAAACAAAGGCAUUGUUGAGAAGAAGUUAUAUACGUGUGAACAGUCCACUUUCCGAGUACAGCGAGGUGCUAAAUAGUAUUCUAAUACUUCGCCAAAUCUGUGCUGACUCGAAAUUGUGUAAAUUUCAGUCACAUAGCAGCAUUACAGAUAGUGAAGGCGAAGCAAUUGUUUCUUAUAAUCCUGAAUUGCUGCAAACAUUACUUGGCCAGCUGGAAGAAGGUGAAGAUUUUGAAUGUCCAAUCUGUUUAUCUCCUCCAACAGACAUUGUCAUCACACGCUGUGCUCACAUUUUCUGCCGUCAGUGUAUCCUGAGAUCUCUAGAAAAGAAGAACUCUGGUGAUUGUCCUCUUUGCCGGCGAAAACUCUCAUCAGAAUCUGAUAUAUUCUCACCUCCUCCCAAGCCAGAGACAGACAGUGCUGAACUGAGUUCAGCAUCAGACAAACCACUAUCGUCCAAGGUUUCGACUCUCAUAAGAUUUCUUAAUGAAUCAAGGGACAAAAAUCCAACGGUAAAGUCAGUUGUAUUUUCACAAUUUCGAAAGUUGUUGCUUUUACUUGAAGAGCCUCUGAAUGCGGCGGGUUUCAAGACUAUGCGUCUUGACGGGACAAUGAAUGCUAAACACAGAACCAAUGUUAUUGAACAGUUUCAAGCUCGAAGAAGUGAUGGUUAUCCAACUGUUCUGCUUGCAAGCUUAAGAGCUUCAAGUGCAGGUAUAAAUCUGACAGCUGCAUCUAGACUCUACUUUAUGGAACCAUGGUGGAACCAUGCAGUUGAGGAACAAGCAAUGGACCGUGUCCACCGCAUUGGACAGGACCAGCCGGUGAAGAUCGUUCGAUUCAUUGCUCAAAACAGCAUUGAGGAGAAAAUGUUGGUGUUGCAGGAAAGGAGGAAACAACUGUCCACGGAAGAACCAUCUGAGAGGGUAAGAAAGGGCAUCGGCAUUCUAGAUAUGAAAUUCCUUCUAGAUUCCUAGAUAUGGUUAUGGAUCACUGAAUGUGAAUUUUUUGUCUGUUUGAUUACCUCAAACUUUUGCUUUGCCCCACAAUUUUGUUUGACCUGAACAACAAAAGAGGGUGUCUACUUUUUUGCGUACAGAAUUAAGUGAAGUGUAAAGCCGUUGGAUCAAACCAAUCUUAACUUUUUUGAAUGAUUUAAAACAGCUAAAG